This is a messenger RNA of Dicrocoelium dendriticum, 1348 nucleotides long. NCBI's taxonomy places the organism in Eukaryota, Metazoa, Platyhelminthes, Trematoda, Plagiorchiida, Dicrocoeliidae. The record is from the annotation of a GenBank genome assembly.
UGCAGACGGCUCCUCAUGAGCUUCGCGGAUGGCCUCAACCGCAUGGAAUGCUAAUGCCACUUCAGGUACCACCGUUUCAAGUGUCCAGUCGCACUCUAUCGUCAACACUUCUACUUCUACACCACAUCAGCAGGAGCAUCAGGUGGUAUCCGAAUACAGUCAGAAGCGCGUCCGUUUGGCUCAGGAUCAUCCAGCCCAAUCUUUAACCAAUGGAUUUGUUAAUGUCUCCAAUGAUAAGUCUACGAUGGGGUGGCCAUUUCGGCCGGAUAUUAUGCAAAAAUUCCGCUGCACCUUCGAUGACAGAUUUAAAGGUGCCCUUAAGGACACUUUGUCCCCUUACUUUACUCGUUUGAAAGACACGGAGGAGGCGGUGGCGACUCUUAAAACAGAGUGUAAAGAGUUGGAAGGGCGAAUUACUUUUAUUGAGAAUACUUCUAAGGACUUGAAAGCUUCCCUGUCGGAACGAGUCGUUCUUCCCGCUCCCACAACGGGAGUUGGUCAGCGGCGUACUUUGUCCUCCCAAGCACCACGUUUGCCACCCGUUACCCCUACCACGGUUGCAGCACAAGCUCAUGUACCCAGUACCACUGCACAAUCCGCUACACCUCUUCCCACCAAACCUGCUGCUCAGGCAUCUUCGGUCAGUCCUGCUAUCCGCCCUAUUUUCCACCCAACGACAUGUGCUUCCGCAUCCGUUAUCACGACUCCUCCGACGGUUAGUAAAUCCACUACGAAGCCGAUGCCUCCGCAACCCACUCAAAAUUCUGUCCCCCAUCAACCGCAGCCCAAAAUGAAGUCUUUAACUGUUCGUCCUGCGGACAUGAUUGAUUUAACUUCUGAACCUAGCCCCAACUCAAGUGCAGUGGAUGACGGCACUCCAACGCUAAAGAAUCCUCCUGGCACCCUGACCUACAACGUGCCAAAUCAGCGACAACAACCGCAACAGCCCGUUUCCUGUGUUGGAUCCACUUUGUCCAGGCCAGCCGUCAACACACUACCAACAACUGCUUCCACAAGUCCAUCCACCUUGAGCAACCAGAAAAUCGCUUGGUUUACGGCGCACACAGUCCCGGUGUCUUCAAGCAAGUCAGCGUGGAUUCCUGUGUUUCAACCAAAGCUGCUUACCUAUCAAGAGCUACAGCGGCUCCCUGUGGCGCCCCUUCCUCCCACUCCGUUGCAGCAGCCAUCGCCUCACCCUCCUGUUCAACCGAUGCCGCAACUGACUAUUGCAGAAGCCGCUGAGGGUAUGUUAUUGACUCGCAUGCGACAUAUCCUCCAUACACCGUCCACUGCGGUUGCUUUUAAUCUCUUACGCGAUUCAGCUAAUUUCCAGAGUCGAGCCGUUUAG